CACACACAUACAAGCUCCAUGGGUGACUGUGAACAGAGCUCGUCUGCAAUUGCAUCAUGGAGCACCCUAAUUACGCAGAGAUCGAAGAGUCUCACUACCGCCGAAAGGUUCUCCAACUGCCUUCUGAGGAAGCCGAAACGGCGCAGGAGCAAAAACUGAUCGAGGAGGCCCGCCAGCUGGGUCUGAAUAUCCCAGAGGUCGAGCUGGUCGCAUCGUUGACCGCGUCCAUCGCUUCGGGGAUGGUGGAUCUCUCCUCGUCCUCACCUAUCAUCUCGUCCACCAGAUCCUCCACCGAUCGCCACUCCGCAUACGAUAUCACACCAUCCCACCAGACCACCGCAAUCGAUCUCCUCGGUUCGUCUCUCUCCGAAUUCACUGUCUCCUCCGAACCCAUCCACAAUGGUAGUGCUCGCUCGAUCGCCUCACUGUCCACCCGACCGACCUCUUAUAGCUCAUGUGAGGGGAGACUGAUCCCGGGGAUAGAUACGAAUUUGGCCGCGGGGGCGCCGCCGAGCAACCGCCAUUCGAUGAUCAGCGUGAUCCCGAGCGACAAGAAGGAAAGACGGAAAUCAACGCUGAAGUCGGCGAUGGAGAAGAUCCAUUUUCGCAAGAAGCGGUCGCCGUCGGCCGUGCUCCUGCCUCCAGCGGCGCAAAUCACUAUCGCCAAGGGGAGUAAGGGGAUCGAGCAGGUUCUAGUGGAAUCCAAGCUGCCGGAGUCGCAGGAAGCCCGAUCAUCCGGCGACGGGAGCGGAGUGCUGCGGCUUGAGAUACCCGCGUUCGAUCAUGAGUCCCUACAGCGGAGUCAGAACGACGAGCAGCUGCGUCUCAUGCGGGAGCGUCAAGUGAUGGAGCUGAAUCGACACAAUCUCUUCCAGGAUGCUUUCACGAUGCGUCUUCGCCAAACUCAGCAGUCCAUUGUUGCCGAACGACUUGCGGCGAACAAGGAUCUUGAGGCGCAGAAACGCGAAAAGAACAUCAACGACGCUUCUCGGAUGGAAGAACGUCAGCUGACGAUCGAGAUGGACCAGAUGCGGGAGUUCGAACGGGCGAAGAUGAAUUCGCGGACCCGCAUCAAACACAUGGAGGGGUAUUUCAAUAAUUCCAGCCCUCCCCCGUCGCCAGGAGGGGCAGGGUCAGGGCCGGAGACCACCCCCGCCCGCAAGUUCACCGCGCAACACAAGGCCCAGCUAGCGCAGGAGUACCACGACCACAAUUCGAUGGAUCAGUUACACGAGGCCAAGAUCAAAGUGCUCCGCGACCGACAGGAGCUGCGAUUGCAGGAGGCCAUUGCCCGGAUGGAAAGAGAACUUGACGAGCUGAUCGACAAACACGCUAUAGAGUUUGCGCAAAUGCAACAAGCCCAUCAACAGGAAGAGAUGGCUGUCGUCCAGGUGUUCGAUGCAAAGAAGGCCCGGUUGAUACACCGAUGGAACCUAGAAGAGGCCAUUCUGCGAACCAAACUAGGGACGCAACACGGGAAGGUGUAUGGACCCUUGCCCCCCUUGUCCUUCGGCGACCCGAACUAUGAGACGCGCGAUUCGGCCAUCUGUGUGGCCGAGCAGACCGGAGCUGCCAGCGCUUGAGGAGGAGGUGCACCCGGACGAAGAGAAGGGGACAGGUGCUUUGAUUAUGAUGUGAUGUCUACGUGAUACCCUUUUCUUUAUUUCCCCCGAUUCUCGGAUCUCCUCAUGCAUAUAUGCAGUCCCCCUAAUGUGUCAUAUUCGGCCUUGGAUGCCGACCCUAUAUCUUGUAAUUACUAUUCCC
This is a messenger RNA of Aspergillus aculeatus ATCC 16872, 1764 nucleotides long. RefSeq lists its product as uncharacterized. The coding region runs from base 57 to 1583 and encodes 508 amino acids. The transcript has 2 exons. The record is from RefSeq and is a predicted model, not a curated record. NCBI's taxonomy places the organism in Eukaryota, Fungi, Ascomycota, Eurotiomycetes, Eurotiales, Aspergillaceae.